This is a messenger RNA of Adineta steineri, 1695 nucleotides long. NCBI's taxonomy places the organism in Eukaryota, Metazoa, Rotifera, Eurotatoria, Adinetida, Adinetidae. The record is from the annotation of a GenBank genome assembly.
AUGAUCAUCAGCAGAAUUCAAUUGCUGGUGUUUACACUAUUAUAUUGUAGUGUCGUUAUCUUGGCUCAAUACACUGAUCCUAACUGUGGAUGGCAUACUCAACAAUUUCGAGCUAUCGGUGAUUGGGCUGUUGAUGCUGGAUCUAGUUCUAAUUGGAAUCCUGCUGAACCCAAAGGUCUUAUGAUCGCUACUUACGCUCAAUCAUGCGAAUAUGCUGUUGAUGUUCAUGGACUUGUACCUCAUAAGGUAUACAAUUGGAAAGUAUCUAUUGGAAAUACAUGGGACGUUGUUUGGGGUUGUGUUGGAAUGGGUGGACCUGAUUGUCAAUUUUCCACAUCAUCUGGUUCUGUUCGUCUCAAGAUUGUAGGUUCUUUUGCUUAUCCUCUAACUUUUCAAGUUAUUAAUUCACCAACAACUCCUACUACGACUCCUGGUCAACCAUCUGGUUCUAAAUCUGACAAAAAAGUAUUUGCUCAUUAUAUGGUUGGAUUUGCUUAUCCAUCAGAUCAGAGCUUCUUUGAUGCUCAAAUCAAACGAGCAAGAUCAGCAGGAAUCGAUGGAUUUGCACUCAAUGUUGGUAUUGAUGAAUGGCAACCUGAUCGUGUAGCUAAGGCUCUAGCUGCUGCUAAAGACAAUGGUGAUUUUACUAUGUUUAUUUCAUUGGAUAUGUCAUCUCUUACUUUUGAUAAUGGUGUUCUCAGUCGGUUUCAUUUUGCCGGUAGUCAUCCUAAUUAUUUUAAAGUAAAUGGUCGACCAUUAUAUUCUACUUUUGCUGGUGAAAAUCAAGAUUCAUUUUGGGCAAAUUGGAAAACUGCUAGUGGCUUAAAUCCUUACUUUUGUCCAAGUUGGCCUAAUUAUGCUACGGCUAAUUUACUUCAAUCACAUCCAGUUGCUGAUUGUAUCUUUACUUGGAAUGCUUGGCCUGCUGGCAAUUCUGGACCAGGUGCUCAUUUCGAUACGACUGGUGAUAGAAAUUUACUUGCUAGUGCCAAAGCCACUGGUAAAACAUAUAUGGCUCCUAUGGCUCCAUGGUUUUAUACUCGUGUUUGGGGAUCAGGAUGGAGUAAAAAUUGGAUCUAUGGUUCUGAAAGACUUCUUCCCGAUAGAUGGCAACAAAUUGUAUCAUUACAACCUGAUUUUGUUCAAAUUAUUACAUGGAAUGAUUACUCUGAAUCUUCCUAUUUAUGUUCUAUUAGCAGUGAUUUACCAACUGAUAUGGGUGGUAUUAGUAAUAUGAUUAAUAGUCCGCAACCUAUGCAUCAUGAUGCUUGGUUAGAAUUAUCAAAACAUUAUAUUCAAUGGUAUAAAAAUAAUGCUCGACCUACUGUUACUAAUGAUCAAUUUUAUUGGUGGUAUCGUACUCAUCCUAAGAACAAUGUUAAUGGUGAUGUUCCUCAAUAUCGUAAUGAUGCUCAAGAUUGUGUUGCUAUUCAUUCUAUUGUUAAAAGUAUUAGACCUAAUGGUGGACUAUAUACUGUAUUAGUUGAUUUGAAUGGUGUAAAGAGUAGUUACAGAAUAACUCAACUUGAACAGACCGAAUGUAUACCUUAUCCAGCUAGUCCUGGGUAUGUAACUAUUUCAUUGGUUGGUCCUGAUGAUAAAGUAUGGUGGUCGGAAGGCAAGAAUGCUCCUCAACAAAGUACUGGCAAUAAUUUUAAUGCUUUUGCUAACAGCCAUAUUAUUCCAAGUCCAUAA